UUUUUUUACUAUCUGUAUAUAGUGGUUGCUACUAGCAGAACGCACUCCAAGUAAAGCCGGGGAAUCAGCGUGAUACAAAGACGCGGCUCUGAUCCUUUUCUCCCCCCCCAUCACCCGCCCCCUUUUAUAUUUUCCUUCCUCAUCCAAAAGAACUGAUUUCCUGCUCGAAAGGGACUUAAUCAUCUGCCCGGGACACUGGGAGAAACAGACGCUUUGGAAUAAGGGAAACAUUUGUAGGAUCGCAGCUGUGUGUUUCGUCGCAACGUGGUGUGGGUGAAAUUUGCCGGCUUUUUUUUCCCUCUUCCCCUCUCUACUGCCUUUUUGGUGAAAUCCCACUCGGAACCUUGGAAGUGAUAACCGAGUCUGCAGUCGAGGUUUUCCAGAAGGGGAUGCUGCUUUCAAAGAUCGGAUCCUUCACUCAUAUGUACUCGACAUCAAACGUGGAUAUGCCGGCGAAAAUUCAGUUGCAACAAGUGAAAGAGCCUUUUGAAAAGAUUUAUCAAGUUGGAUCUGUCCUCGGUAGUGGUGGAUUUGGGACUGUUUAUUCUGGGGUUCGAGUGGCUGAUGGCGUGCAGGUUGCGAUCAAACACGUUGCUAGAGAUCGGGUGUCAGAAUGGGCUGAACUGUCUAAUGGAGCAAGGGUUCCCAUGGAGAUAGCGCUUCUGAAGAGGGUGGGCACGGGCUGCCGGGGUGUAAUCAAAAUGCUGGACUGGUUCGAGAGACCCGACAGCUUCAUCAUCGUCAUGGAGCGACCUGAGCACGUUAAGGACUUGUUUGAUUUUAUCACCGAGAAGGGAGCCCUACCGGAGGACUUAGCUAAAAACUUUUUCCGCCAGAUCCUGGAGGCGGUGAGGCACUGUCAUAACUGCGGAGUGGUUCACCGAGAUAUCAAGGACGAGAAUAUCCUGAUUGAUAUGAGGACCGGGGAGCUCAAACUCAUCGACUUUGGCUCGGGGGCUCUGUUAAAGGAUACCGUCUACACUGAUUUUGAUGGCACCAGAGUGUACAGCCCACCAGAAUGGAUUCGCCAUCACAGAUAUCACGGCAGAUCUGCCACAGUUUGGUCCCUUGGGGUGCUUCUGUAUGACAUGGUAUGUGGAGACAUCCCGUUUGAGCAGGACGAAGAGAUAAUUCGAGGACAGGUGCUGUUCCGGCGGAGAAUUUCAUCUGAAUGUCAAAAUCUCAUCAAGUUCUGUCUAUCCUUGAGGCCUUCAGAUCGACCCUCAUUUGAAGACAUGAUUAACCAUCCCUGGAUGCAGAACAGCAUUGUUUCACAAGAUGCCAUUGGACUAAGAUUACACAGUCUGAGCCAAGAGUCAACCAACAUUAGCUCGAGUAAAUUAGAACUUGUGAAAUAAUGUGAACCGAUGCUCACAAAACUGAACUAUCUCUGCCUUCCUUCGGAAGAACCAAAUAAUUCGCCUGGUUUCACUCACCAGAUUCCAUGGCCUUUUAAAUCUACUGAUUAGUGGGAGGGGUGAUGAAGAACCAGAAUCCCCUCCUCUGCAAGCUUCGGUUGUCAUUAACUUGAAUCAUGCAUUACGACAAGCCUGGCUCUUCCCUUUCGAGUGCCUUUUUUUAUGAACGCUGGAUCCACUAACUUAGAAAAGAAAUACUUGAACUUCUGCUGCUUCUGAAUAACUUGACUUUCCUUCGCACAAUCUUCAUACAUAACACACACAGGGACUGGUCUAGUCUAGCUACUAUUUUGUUUACAGCCUUCCAAUAAAAUAACUGAAGAGAACCCUUGUCACCUGAAGAUCACCACUAAUCAGAAAAGAGUCGCCCUCAACUCUUCUUCAUUCAGCUCACUUAUUUAAUACACUCAAUAUGAAUAUGAAGCCACGGCAUGUCAGAGCAUCGUCAUCAAUGCACAACCAAUGCAAUGAAUGAACUCUAACCAUUUGUAUAUGUGUAUGUAUAUAUGUACGUGUGUAUUAUAUGUAGAUAUAUAUGUAUAAAAAGUGUAAAUUCCUUUUUUUGUUGAAAUACUGGUUAUUACAGCCUAUGUCAGCUGUACUGUUUACCUGUUUAUUUAUUUGAGUGAAGUUGAGGUUUUUUUUUUAAACAGAUUUAUUAUAUAAAAAGGUUUGACUUGUGGGUUAAUUUAUAUUUAUUUAUUUAUGGACAACUACCUUCCAACAGACUUGUUCAUUCCACGAUUAUUAAUUAUUUGUUCAGAUUGGGGCCCACAGAUUUUCAUAAGAUCACGUCAGACUUUAGUUCAGUUCACUCUGUUUACAGCCAAAAGAAAACAGUGAUGUCACUGAAAAGAAUUCCAGACUUUGUAAAUAUAAUAUAGAGCACUUCUGUUAAAUGCAUGUUGAACCGAAAAUGUAUUUAAUGUCUAGACUUGUUUUUUUUUGGGGGGUUUUUGUGACAUUUUUAAUGUGUCCUGUGGACUGGUAUGGGUUGAAAUAGAUACCAGCUCAAAAAUGUUUUUUUUUGUAUAUACAAUAUCUUUACACUAGUUUGGGUGCAUGUAAGCAGCUUGAAGUUUGAACUGUUAUUUGAUUAGAGCUGUAAAUUAAACUAGAAUGGAAGAAACUUAUUUUUAUACAGCAUUUCAAAUAAAACAAAAUUUGCCUUAA
Rhincodon typus (whale shark) is the source of this 2591-nucleotide messenger RNA. RefSeq names its product Pim-1 proto-oncogene, serine/threonine kinase (gene pim1). Gene Ontology annotation, cellular component: cytoplasm. The record is from RefSeq and is a predicted model, not a curated record. The coding region runs from base 390 to 1358 and encodes 322 amino acids. The transcript has 6 exons. Lineage: Eukaryota; Metazoa; Chordata; Chondrichthyes; Orectolobiformes; Rhincodontidae. Gene Ontology annotation, biological process: protein autophosphorylation; negative regulation of apoptotic process. Gene Ontology annotation, molecular function: ATP binding; protein serine/threonine kinase activity.